ACUUCUUCACCAGAGCAGAGAACAAGUUAAUUGCAAGGAUAGCACUGGCAACACGCAGGGCAAUUAUGGAGUUAUGGACCACACUGCACAUUCCCUCACACACCAUCAUCGCACAUAAGAUGGGCGGCCUCAUAGCCCAGAUACAUGAAACUGCCAAACACUUCCAUAAGACUUGGGACCCAUGGCUCAACGGAGAUACCACACUGUCUUGGUAG
Messenger RNA from Pelobates cultripes (western spadefoot toad), 215 nucleotides. The record is from the annotation of a GenBank genome assembly. Lineage: Eukaryota; Metazoa; Chordata; Amphibia; Anura; Pelobatidae.